UGUUACUUUCAGCGUCUCCGCCGAAACGGUCGCAUUUGCCGUACGGUUUUGACUUGAACUUUUCCGUAUGGAUUAAUAUCACCUAUUCUUUUCUUCCUUUGUUUUUUUGUAUAGAAAGUCUCUCUGAAGUCUCUCAUUGCGGGUCAUUAUGUUUUCGACGAGUUGUUGGAACUCUGCUUAUUGUCGAUGGCAACUUGGAUGGCACAAGAAACGCAUUCUUCAGAGUCUGGCGCAUGUUAGCAUGGUCAUGAUCCUUCCUAUUGAAGUCACAUCAUAUGCAUAUGUAUACGCAUUAAUAAUUCAGAUGAAUAUAUCAUCUAAAACUGAGGUUUUUUUUUUUUUUUUUUUUUUUUUUUUUUUAAUUCCCGCUCAACUCUGUGAUCAUGGUGAAGUUCAUUGAAGUAAAUAGUCUUGCUGUUUAUAGGAUGGAAUGGAGUGUGGAUUUUUAAGAUUAUCAAUAUUCGGGCGAC
This is a messenger RNA of Xylona heveae TC161, 470 nucleotides long. RefSeq lists its product as hypothetical. NCBI's taxonomy places the organism in Eukaryota, Fungi, Ascomycota, Xylonomycetes, Xylonales, Xylonaceae. The transcript has a single exon. The record is from RefSeq and is a predicted model, not a curated record. Bases 149 to 400 code for a protein of 83 amino acids.